AUGGCCAUAUGCCCGAGCCAGUGGUGGCAGCCGGGUGAUGUGCAGAACCAACCGGUGGUGGCCGGGGAGAGGCAAGAUCCCCCUCGGCACCUGGGAGACGCGGCUGGGACUGGGCCACGUGGCCACAAUGCCUCUUACAGCCCGGCUCCAUCCCCCGGGCACCGCGGUGUGCCCGUUUCCCUGGGUGCUGACGGCGUUCGCCAGUACAGAGGUUUGUGCCAGGCCAGCUUGGCUGGGCUGCUCCUCGAUGCCCCCGGGACCGGGUGCCACCAGCUACGGCACGCGCAGGGGUUCGUGCCUGGCCGCUGGCUCUCAGUCGGCUACAGGGUGGUGCCCGCCACUCAGAAACGCCCCGCGGCCGCCCUGCCAUGCCAGCUGGCUGCCAGCCCUGCCUGGCACCUGGUCCCUGCCCGCUCCUGCCUGCACACGCCGCCGACAGGGCCCUCGCCCAAGCCCCAGCGAGCUCGGCACCCGCCUCGCACCCUGCGCCAAAGAGCCCAGCCUGACCCUUCUCCCUGCCGCAACUUUGCCGACGAUGGCGCAGACACCAAGUCUGACCCCGCACAGAAACGGUUUGCUCUUCCACCGAUGACUGAUUUAUCGCCCAUAGCUGGGCUCAUGGCACCCAACACCCCGCUGCACCGGGGACGGGCAGCGCGGAGCCAGCCAGGCCGCGAGAUCAACCGGCUCGACCUGGGCCUGACAGUGGAGGUGUGGAACAAGGGGCUCAUCUGGGACACCAUGGUGGGGACGGUGUGGAUCCCCCUCCGGACCAUCCGGCAGUCCAAUGAGGAGGGCCCUGGGGAAUGGCUCACGCUCGACUCCCAGGUCAUCAUGACCGACAACGAGAUUUCGGGCACCAAGGACCCCACUUUCCACCGUAUCCUCCUUGACACCCGCUUCGAGCUGCCGCUGGAUAUCCCCGAGGAGGAGGCCAGGUAUUGGGCCAAGAAGCUGGAGCAGCUCAAUGCCAUGCGGGACCAGGACGAUUAUGCCUUCCAGGAGGAGCAGGAAAAGCCUCUGCCCGUUCACAGCUCCCAGUGCUGCAACUGGAAUUAUUUUGGCUGGGGAGAACAGCAGAACGAUGACCCUGACAGCACGGUGGAUGACCGGGACAGCGAUUAUCGCAGUGAGACCAGCAACAGCAUCCCACCGCCGUACUACACCACCUCCCAGCCCAACGCCUCCGUCCACCAGUACCCCAUGAGGAACCAGCAGCAGAGCUCCCGUGACUCCUAUACCGACUCCAUGCAGAGCUACGAGAUGGACUACUCAGACCAGCGUCCCAUCAGACGCUAUGGUAGCAUAGACUCUGCCGCAAACGGACGCAGCGACGCUGAGUCCGCUUCCGAGUCGAGCAGGCGGACCAGCCGCCAGCCUUCCCUUGAGAGCAGGCGGUCCCUAGACCUAUCGGAUAGCCCCACAGGGAGCAGCCGCUACGCCUCGUCGGCCGAGCUGAGUCAGGGCAGCUCCCAGCUGAGCGAGGACUUCGAGAACGAGAGCCUGCGGGACUCGGAGCUGGAUGAGCGGGACGGCGACUCCUACCACUCCUGCCACAGCUCUGUCAGCUACCGCAAGGACUCGCCCCGCUGGGAGGAGGAGGACGAUGACCUCUAUCUGGAGGAGGAGGAAGAGGAGGAGGAAGAGUUUAAUGAGGACUACAGCGAGAAUGAGGAAGGCUACCCCAAGGAGGAGGAGGAGGAGGAGGACCUGCAGGAGCAGGGCACCUACAAAACCCCCGAGCACGAUGCCUACCCCCCACCGCAGAAGCCCCCUGGGCAGCAGCAGCAACAGGUCCCACAGCAGCAGCAGCAACUGCAGCAACCCCAGCUGGUCCCACAGCUGAAGUCUCAGCAGCAGGAGAGGAAGGAGGAGAGGAAGGAGGAGAAGGACAUCUCUGCCCUUCAGGAAACCCCAGAGGCCCUCCAGGCCCAGCAGGGAGCAGAUGAAGCUCCCCUGCAAGAGGCGGCCCCUGAGCCUGAGCCCCCGAAACCGGCUGAGAGGGAGCAGGCAGAGGUGGAGGUGCAGGAUCCCAAAUCACGAGCCAAAGCCAACUGGCUGAGAGCCUUCAACAAGGUCUGCAUGCAGCUGCAGGAGGCCCGCGGGGAAGGCGAUGGAGAAGCCAAAUCCCUGUGGUUCAAAGGCGGGGGGGCAGCAGUAAGGUUUCUGCGCUGCAUUAACAGCAUGCCCGACAUUAAGCCUGGACGCAAAUCUCUCCCUCUAGUCAGCGAUCUGGCAAUGUCCCUGGUCCAGUCCAGGAAAGCAGGAAUCACGUCCGCGCUGGCCUCGAGCACCUUGAACAAUGAGGAGCUGAAAAACCAUGUUUACAAGAAGACCCUGCAAGCCUUAGUGUACCCCAUCUCCUGCACGACGCCCCACAACUUUGAGGUGUGGACAGCCACCACCCCCACCUACUGCUACGAGUGCGAGGGCCUGCUCUGGGGCAUCGCCCGGCAGGGCAUGCGCUGCGCCGAGUGUGGCGUCAAGUGUCACGAGAAGUGCCAGGACCUGCUCAAUGCCGACUGCCUGCAGAGGGCGGCGGAGAAGAGCUCCAAGCACGGAGCAGAGGACCGGACCCAGAAUAUCAUCAUGGUGCUCAAGGACCGCAUGAAGAUCCGGGAGCGCAACAAGCCAGAGAUAUUUGAGCUGAUCCAGGAGGUGUUUGGGGUCACCAAGACCACGCACACGCAGCAGAUGAAGGCAGUGAAGCAGAGUGUCUUGGACGGCACCUCCAAAUGGUCAGCCAAGAUCAGCAUCACAGUUGUUUGUGCCCAGGGCCUGCAAGCAAAGGAUAAGACGGGUUCCAGUGACCCGUAUGUCACUGUCCAGGUUGGAAAGACAAAAAAAAGGACUAAAACUAUCUACGGCAAUCUCAACCCUGUCUGGGAGGAGAAUUUCCAUUUCGAGUGCCAUAACUCCUCCGACCGCAUCAAGGUCCGCGUCUGGGAUGAAGAUGACGACAUUAAGUCCCGUGUCAAGCAGCGCUUCAAGAGGGAGUCCGACGACUUCCUGGGCCAGACAAUCAUUGAGGUCCGGACCCUGAGCGGGGAGAUGGACGUCUGGUACAACCUCGACAAGCGGACAGACAAGUCGGCUGUGUCGGGAGCCAUCCGGCUGCACAUCAGCGUGGAGAUCAAAGGCGAGGAGAAGGUGGCUCCCUACCACGUACAGUACACCUGCCUGCACGAGAACCUGUUCCACUUUGUGACGGAUUUGCAAAACAACGGGGUGGUGAAGAUCCCCGACGCCAAGGGGGACGACGCCUGGAAAGUGUACUUCGAUGAGACGGCGCAGGAGAUCGUGGACGAGUUUGCCAUGCGCUAUGGGGUGGAGUCCAUCUACCAGGCCAUGACGCAUUUUGCCUGCCUUUCCUCCAAAUACAUGUGCCCUGGGGUGCCAGCGGUGAUGAGUACCCUGCUAGCCAACAUCAACGCCUACUAUGCCCACACGACGGCUUCCACCAAUGUCUCGGCCUCUGACCGCUUUGCCGCUUCCAAUUUCGGGGUAAGUCCGAUGAAGGAGCGGUUCGUCAAACUCCUCGACCAGCUGCACAACUCGCUGCGGAUUGACCUCUCCAUGUACCGGAACAACUUCCCUGCCAGCAGUCCUGAACGGCUGCAGGAUCUCAAGUCCACGGUGGAUUUGCUGACCAGCAUCACCUUCUUUCGGAUGAAGGUCCAGGAGCUGCAGAGCCCACCACGAGCCAGCCAGGUGGUGAAGGACUGCGUGAAAGCCUGCCUCAACUCCACCUACGAGUACAUCUUCAACAACUGUCACGAGCUGUACAGUCGCGAGUACCAGACGGACCCGACUAAGAAAGGCGAGGUGCCCCCUGAGGAGCAGGGCCCCAGCAUCAAAAACCUGGACUUCUGGUCCAAGCUCAUCACCCUGAUAGUCUCCAUUAUCGAGGAGGACAAGAACUCCUACACGCCCUGCCUGAACCAGUUCCCCCAGGAACUGAAUGUGGGGAAGAUCAGCGCCGAGGUGAUGUGGAACCUCUUUGCUCAGGACAUGAAGUAUGCGAUGGAGGAGCACGACAAGCACCGCCUGUGCAAAAGCGCGGACUACAUGAACCUGCACUUCAAGGUGAAGUGGCUGUACAACGAGUACGUCACCGAGCUGCCCUCCUUCAAGAGCCGCGUGCCCGAAUACCCCGCCUGGUUCGAGCCCUUCGUUAUCCAGUGGCUGGAUGAGAAUGAAGAGGUGUCACGGGAUUUCCUGCAUGGAGCGCUGGAGCGGGACAAGAAGGAUGGGUUCCAGCAGACGUCGGAGCACGCACUCUUCUCUUGCUCCGUGGUGGACGUCUUCUCCCAGCUCAACCAGAGCUUCGAGAUCAUCAAGAAACUUGAGUGCCCUGAUCCCCAGAUUGUUGGGCACUACAUGCGAAGGUUUGCCAAGACCAUCAGCAAUGUGCUACUCCAGUAUGCCGAGAUCAUCUCCAAGGAUUUUGCCUCGUACUGCUCCAAGGAGAAGGAGAAAGUGCCCUGCAUCCUGAUGAACAACAUCCAGCAGCUCCGCGUCCAGCUCGAGAAGAUGUUUGAAGCCAUGGGUGGGAAGGAGCUGGACACAGAAGCCAGUGAUAUCCUCAAGGAACUGCAGGUGAAACUUAACAACGUCCUGGAUGAGCUGAGCCGAGUCUUUGCCACCAGUUUCCAGCCACACAUCGAGGACUGCGUGAAGCAGAUGGGUGACAUCCUGGGCCAGGUGAAGGGCACUGGCAACGUCCCUGCCAGCACCUGCAGCAGCGUUGCACAGGAUGCUGACAACGUCCUGCAGCCCAUCAUGGACCUCCUGGACAGCAACCUGACACUCUUUGCCAAGAUCUGUGAGAAGACAGUGCUGAAGCGGGUGCUGAAGGAGCUCUGGAAGCUGGUGAUGAACACGAUGGAGAAGACCAUCGUCCUGCCUCCGCUCACUGACCAGACGAUGAUUGGCACGCUCUUGAGAAAACAUGGCAAGGGGACAGAGAAGAGCAGGGUGAAGCUGCCCAGUCACACUGAAGGCACACAGAUGAUUUUCAAUGCAGCCAAGGAGCUGGGGCAGCUCUCCAAGCUGAAGGACCACAUGGUGCGUGAGGAAGCCAAGAGCCUGACCCCAAAGCAAUGUGCAGUGGUGGAGCUGGCGCUGGACACCAUCAAGCAAUACUUCCAUGCUGGCGGUGUGGGGCUGAAGAAGACAUUCCUGGAGAAGAGCCCUGACCUGCAGUCGCUGCGCUACGCCCUGUCCCUCUACACCCAGGCCACUGACCUCCUCAUCAAAACCUUUGUGCAGACCCAGGCUUCGCAGGUUCAUGGUGGGAAAGGUAUUAGGUUUACCCUUAGUGAAGAAAUUUAUCCUGAGAAGGGCUCUGGUGUGGAUGACCCUGUCGGGGAGGUGUCCAUCCACGUGGAGCUCUUCACCCACCCCGGCACUGGUGAACACAAAGUCACUGUCAAAGUGGUGGCUGCGAACGACCUUAAGUGGCAGACGUCGGGCAUCUUCCGGCCCUUCAUCGAGGUCAACAUCAUCGGGCCCCACCUCAGUGACAAGAAGAGGAAAUUCGCCACCAAAUCCAAGAACAACAGCUGGGCCCCCAAGUACAAUGAGAGCUUCCAGUUCACGCUGGGGACAGAGACGGGCCCCGAGUGCUACGAGCUGCAGGUGUGCGUGAAGGAUUACUGCUUCGCCCGUGAGGACCGGACCGUGGGCAUUGCUGUCCUGCAGCUCCGUGAGAUCCUGCAGCGACCUGGCUGUGCCUGCUGGCUGCCCCUGGGCCGCCGCAUCCACAUGGAUGACACUGGCCUCACAGUCCUCCGCAUCCUCUCCCAACGCAACAAUGAUGAGGUGGCCAAGGAGUUCGUCAAGCUCAAGUCGGACACGCGCUCGGCCGAGGAGGGCAGCAGUUAAACCCCUUCCGCCCCCCCAGCCCUCUCUCCCCAC
Aptenodytes forsteri (emperor penguin) is the source of this 5919-nucleotide messenger RNA. RefSeq names its product protein unc-13 homolog A. Lineage: Eukaryota; Metazoa; Chordata; Aves; Sphenisciformes; Spheniscidae. The coding region runs from base 1 to 5886 and encodes 1961 amino acids. Gene Ontology annotation, molecular function: calmodulin binding; calcium ion binding; diacylglycerol binding. The record is from RefSeq and is a predicted model, not a curated record. The transcript is spliced from 45 exons. Gene Ontology annotation, biological process: synaptic vesicle maturation; dense core granule priming; presynaptic dense core vesicle exocytosis. Gene Ontology annotation, cellular component: neuromuscular junction; plasma membrane; terminal bouton.